CCUUCGCCCGCCACCACCGCCACCAGCCGGGACCUGUGCCGCCGGUGGGGCGCAGCACAAGGCAGGGCGCUGCGGGUGCACAAGCCCUUCCGUGCUCUCCUCGACUGCCGCAGCACCCUGGAGCGCAUCAGAGGGAUGUCGUCCUACCAAGCCGAUUACUGGGCAUGUGCCAUUCCGGAUUCAUUACCCCCGUCUCCAGACCGUCGUUCAGCCCACUGGAACCCCAAUAAGGAGUAUGAGGACUUGUUGGAUUAUGCUUAUCCGCUGAAGCCAAGAUACAAGCUGGGAAAGGUGCCAGACCCUUUCUUCCACGACUCCGGAAUAGGUUUGGACAGCUUUUCUCUUUCCCCUGAGGGCACGUCGAGGUCCACCAGCAUCUACAGCCGAGGUGGGCAGGCUCGGGGAGGCAGAGAGAAUGGACGUUGGGGGUUCAUGGCCUCUGCAGAGAGGUUCUCCACCCCGGGGCCUGGAAGAAGAGGCCACUCAUCCUAUGAACCUUUACCUAUUGCAAAAGCAUCCUCCACAAGAAGUGCUUCCUCUCAUCCUUCAAGAGGCUUUGAUAAGGAUGGAACGACAGAGUCAGCUGGGACGGGCUCAUCCGGUCGCCCUGCUGCGGGUGAGAGAAGCUGGUGCACCAGAGGGAGCCCCUUCCCAAAGUACAAAGGGCAAGUAAAAAGCACUGGUAGGUUUUUACCUACAACAUCAGUGCUCCCCCUGAGGAAGGAGUGGGAUGGUGAUGAAGAAUUCCUCUCCCUGCCUCCGAGAUUGCGGGAGCUGGAAAGGCUGGCUCAGUUCCUGUCUGAUCUUUCCUUAACUAUAAGGACUCCUGGGCACGACCACCGUGAACUUCCAUGUCACAGCAGCAGCAGGCAGCCCCUUUCAUCCCAGUUGGCUCCUUUCAGAGGAGCGGGUGGCAGGGAUGAAAGAGGGAGUUUUGGGGGUUAUGCUGGGCUGUGGCAGCCCUGCAGCUCUCGGAAGUCCAGCCACGAAAACACUAAAUCAUGUGGCCGCAUCCGUAGGGAUCCUCUGCAGGGGCUUCAUCUAACAACUGGACUCGGAGACACAUUGGAUGGGACGUACCUAAAUGAACCACGGGUCAAGGGGUAUCCCAAGAAGAGCCAUCAGAGCGAGUCCCUUGCCCAGUGCGUUAAGAUGUUCUGCUGCCAGCUGGAAGAGCUAAUCCGCUGGCUGUACAACGUGGUGGACAUCACUGACAGCUGGGUACCACCCUUGCCGGAUGCUGAGAGCGUGAAGGCAUCGCUGCACCGCUGCUUGGAGUUCAGGAAGGAUGUGGCCGACCACCGGAGCCUGACAGAGAGCGUGCUGGAGAAGGGAGAAGCUCUCCUGGACUGCAUGGCAUCGAAUUCGCCAGGUGCUGCCUCGAUCAGACCUGGGCUUGCUCAGCCAGGCACGGGAUGGCUGAGAGCUGCAGCAAGCACCAAACCACCUCCUUCCCCUCCCGCAGAGACGCCAGACCACGUGCUAGAAGCCAAGAAAUAG
Nestor notabilis (Kea) is the source of this 1500-nucleotide messenger RNA. RefSeq names its product centrosomal protein 68kDa (gene CEP68). Lineage: Eukaryota; Metazoa; Chordata; Aves; Psittaciformes; Psittacidae. The transcript is spliced from 5 exons. The annotation marks the transcript as partial. The record is from RefSeq and is a predicted model, not a curated record.